CUUACACAACCAGGCCUAUUUAAAGACCCCGGGAUCAGGAGAUCUCCAGUAGCUUCCCGUCGUCUCAACAUGAAGGUUCUAGCGGUCAUCUCACUUCUCUGCGUCCUCUCCAUUGGGUAUUGCCAACAGAGCAAUAUUGUCCAGCUUGCUGAGCAGCUCGGCGCCAACACCCUGGUAGCCCUGGUCAAGGAGGCAGGUCUUGCGGACACACUCUCUGGUGCAGGUCCAUUUACCGUUUUCGGCCCCACUGACGAUGCCUUCAGUAAGCUACCACGCGCAAUCAUCGACUAUUUAAAGAGAAACAAGACAGCUUUACAAGAUGUCCUCAAGUACCACGUGGUCAGCGGUAAAGUCUACUCCUCCCAACUGUCUAACGAGCUCCAGGCUGCCUCGCUCUUGGCUCCCGCUAAAAUCAGGAUCAACAUUUACCAGGACGGCAAGGUGAUCACUGCUGACGGGUCCCCAGUUGUCAAGCCUGACCAGAACGCCACCAAUGGUGUCAUCCACGUGGUAGACCGAGUUAUGUUUCCAAUCCCGCUGAUGAGCAUGGUUGAUAUGGUGAAAGCCGACCGACAGCUCAAGACUCUCCUCACAGCAGUAAGCGCAGCUGGAAUAGCAUCAGCUCUUGAAGCCGAUGGCCUGACACUGUUCGCUCCAACAGACAAAGCUUUCCAAAACCUUCCACCCGGCACCCUGGACGGCCUACUCAAGAACAAAACCGCUUUGACAGACGUACUAACGUACCAUGUUGUCAAGGGAACAACCUUUAGCGCAGGUCUGGCUAACGGCGAGAAAGUCGCAACAUUGGAGGGCAAGGAUGUUUCCUUCUCCAUUGAACAAGGCAGUGUAAAGGUCGACAAUGCCAAGGUUCUACGAGCUGAUGACGCCGUAACCAAUGGAGUCAUUCACGUCAUCGACAGCGUCCUUCUGCCGCCAACAUACAAACGUCACUUCCGUGUGGAAAAUUAAACGUCACAUCCUAUAUUCUGUCCAUAGCAUGUGUAUAUAUUAAUCACCACUUUCUAUUAUCGUUACAAUGUACAUUUAUGUAUAAUAAAAUCUUAAAAUAGA
This is a messenger RNA of Pecten maximus, 1071 nucleotides long. Its product is annotated as transforming growth factor-beta-induced protein ig-h3-like. Gene Ontology annotation, biological process: cell adhesion; extracellular matrix organization. Bases 70 to 969 code for a protein of 299 amino acids. Gene Ontology annotation, molecular function: cell adhesion molecule binding. Gene Ontology annotation, cellular component: extracellular matrix. Lineage: Eukaryota; Metazoa; Mollusca; Bivalvia; Pectinida; Pectinidae. The transcript is spliced from 6 exons. The record is from RefSeq and is a predicted model, not a curated record.